Molecule: messenger RNA, 2192 nt
Organism: Gymnogyps californianus (California condor)
Lineage: Eukaryota; Metazoa; Chordata; Aves; Accipitriformes; Cathartidae
Gene: C7H21orf58
Product: chromosome 7 C21orf58 homolog
Exons: 9
Coding region: 381-1154 (257 amino acids)
Source: RefSeq, a predicted model, not a curated record
UCCGCGAAGAUGGGGCUGCUUGUGGGAGCCGUGCCCUUCCAUCUGCCGUUUCUGCUCCUCCGUCACCGGUCCCGGCGCUGGCGGCCUGGUCUCUAGCCCCGUUGGAGACAGAGGGAGAUGUUGGCGCAGGGGGGUUGACCAUUCCGCUUGAUUAUAAACUUCUGUGUAGAAAUAUUACCCUUUACGGCACGCCUAGUCCGCCUUUUGUGUAUAUUUUGCGUCUCGGUUUUACAGCAUCUCGCUGCUUUGUUUCCAUUGCAGCGAGUGAGCUGUGAGGAGUUCACCUGCAGAAUCCCUUCCUCCAGGAAGUGCAGACUAACGAGAGCUAACCUCUGGAAAUAAUUGUCAGCUAACAAGGGAGAAAUAAGGAGACUACUACAAUGACAGAUCCUUCGGUGGUGGAUCACCUCACACGACUGAAACUCAAACUCCUAGAAAAGAGACUAGAAAAUGAACAGGAGAACCUAGAGAAGAUGGAGUCACCUCUCCCAGCUGCAAGGAACAGACGUGAAGAUAUGCUCCAAAGUGCCCUAAGGCGAAGGAAAGAUCUCCUGCAGGAGCUUAGGGAGCAGCACCUUCUGGAAGAGCUUUCACAGCCCCCUGCACCAGCUGGAGGUCACUGUCAUAACCACAGAGCUGCCCCCCCGCACAUCUACCAGAUACCUUUUCCAGCUCCCCAAGCGGAGCCACCAAGGAUUAUCCAGCAGACGAUGCCGCCUCAGCCUGCCACCAUCAUCCAGCAGUUACCUCAGCCGUCCCCCCUGAUCACGCAGAUCCCCCCUGCCCAGCCUUUCGCAGCUCCCCGCUCCGGAAGCAUUAAAGAAGAUAUGGUAGAGAUGAUGCUGAUGCAGAACGCUCAGAUGCACCAGAUCAUCAUGCAGAACAUGAUGCUGAAGGCUCUGCCACCGAUGGCGUUCGCACAGCCUGCUGGAGCCAGCUCUGCCCUGCUUCAGCACGCACAGCAGGACCUGCAGGUUGCUGCUCCCCUGGCUGCGAAAGCAGACAGGCCCAGGCCAUCUGCGGUGCACCACCACCACCACUACCCUUCCACAGGAGCGCUCCCAGUGCCCCACGGGGGCUUCCCGUCCGCAUCCACGGCGCAUCGCUGGACCGGCAGCGCGCUCCCUGCCCUGCCUACGUGGCCCACAUACUGACAGUACGUGUUCCUCUACAAGUGGACCAUAGCAUUGCUGAGGUCAACCUGUAUUCGAACAGCUCCUAAAUAGUCUGUCUGAUCGACAGCCUAAUGUCUGUAAGACUGCAUGUUGUUGAUACAAGAAGCGAGCGGGAGAAAGACUGCAGAUGUUCAGAACAAACGGACCAUGCACCUGUAGUCUGCUCACCCGUUUCUGCUAGUUCAGUUGUUUCCUCUCAUCUUCCAAGCCCAGACCAGCCACAAGCAAGCACCACUUUGUUCGCUGUCUCUUCACAGAAUCAAGAAAACCCAUCCCAAAGUGUCUUGCAGGCCUGGGCAUGAAAUAAUCUUAACACCAGUGUUAUCUGAGCCCUUGCAAAUGAGUAUGACCCAGCUCCAGGGCUGAGAGUCCCCUUCACGUGCAAACUGAGGAAAUGCCCCUUGCAAAGGGGCCUGCUGCCAUCCUGGGGAGGCUGAUGCAAAAUUCAGGAUGCCUGAAUGAGGGUUUAGUCACCAAACCUCAUCGGCGUGAAGUGGUCCUCCCUCAGCGUUUUUGGUUUUACUCCCUCACAGAUACUACUUGUCCUACAGUAAUUACCUAUGCGGGGAACUGAAGAUGAGCAGGAACCAUCCAAAUGCAAGUUACCUGCUCAGCAGAGAAAAAAACCUGGCAUUGGAUUUCCCUGAAGACCAGCACUCUGCCCUGCCUGUGUGAGUUGGCUUUACGCACUAUUUGGAUAAAUAAUUCUCAGUGGAGAAGAACAGAAAGAAAUCUGCUCCUGCAGUCAUCGGGUUUGAACGUUGAAGUGCAAUGCCUACCCCCAGCUAACCGCAGUCCACGUUUUCUGCCCCAGGAGGGCUCUGACUCUCAGUCUCGCCCGUAUCUCACAUUUACAAAAGCUACCCAAGGUUUUCUUCUCAAAGAGCUAUUGGAAGGUGAUUUAAGCAGCCUGGAAUUGUGUAUAUUUGUUUCAUUAUUUCUCAACCUUUCCCUCAUAUAAUCAGGGGUUAGACUCGAUUUUAAAAAAAUAAUAAAAUCCUGAGGUUCUUCCUUGGA